This is a messenger RNA of Anoplophora glabripennis (Asian longhorned beetle), 1689 nucleotides long. RefSeq lists its product as uncharacterized. NCBI's taxonomy places the organism in Eukaryota, Metazoa, Arthropoda, Insecta, Coleoptera, Cerambycidae. Gene Ontology annotation, cellular component: nucleus. The transcript has 5 exons. The record is from RefSeq and is a predicted model, not a curated record. Gene Ontology annotation, biological process: regulation of transcription by RNA polymerase II. Bases 1 to 1689 code for a protein of 562 amino acids. Gene Ontology annotation, molecular function: DNA-binding transcription factor activity, RNA polymerase II-specific; RNA polymerase II cis-regulatory region sequence-specific DNA binding.
AUGACCGAACCGCUGUACGACCCCAUCAACCACCUCUCCCAGACCGAGCUCAUGGAGAAGUUCAACCUGGCCUUCUACGAAGCGCAGACCUUGUCCAAAACCGACAUCCUGACCACGUUCAACGAACAACCAACCACCGUAACCGAACCGGAACAAACCAGUGACGACUACCUCAUAGACUACCUGAUCUCCAAUGCCGACGACACGCCGGUGACGUCGCCCGGUAGCGACGUAGACGUCAACUUCGAUUUCAACGACUUCGUCGUGGACUUCGACCAGAACGUCCAGGUCGAAGACCAAGGCAACCAGGACAGCUUCGACACUGAGACUUUCACCACGGAGGGCUCCUUCGAGGGGUACCAGGACCAUGGCGGCGCCUUCUCGCAGUUCUUCGUACCCCCGCCCUUCCAAGUGGACGACGGCUGUGACAAACUGGUGGUCGUUAACGGAAAGGAAGAUCUGGAAGGACUGGAUUUCGCCAAUAUCGAUAUAAACGAGGAGCUGACAACGGCUUCCUUGGAUCUGGAAGAUUUGCCACAGGAUUUCCAGGAGAUCGAAGACGGCGGGGACUACGGGGGUAACGUUUUGCCCCCUGUGGGCACCAUCACCAAGAACAACGUGGACUUCAACAAUUUCCUGAGGAGCGUGCCGGCGGAUGACAUCGGCUACUUCAGUCAGGACACCACGAACAGGAACGAAUUCGGCCACCUGAUUGGCGCCAAAUGCAUGAACAACAACUUCGUGACGAACCUGGAGGCGCCCUCCAACGACUGCCAGGACGCCUGCGGCAAUCCCUUCUUCCAAACCAACGAAGACAACCAGAUAGUCUUGACCCAAAACGAGGCGCUGUUGAACGACGAUCCCCUGUUGAGUUCCAGCAGCAUCAUGUACCCCAGCAACAGGAGGAAAACGUACCGUUCGGAGAGCUACGACUGCGACUACGGCACCGAGUGCGAGGAGGUGACCAGUUCGACGAACUUGCAGUGUAAAUGGGAGCGGUGCUAUCAGAUGUACGAGUCGCAGGGCUGCCUGGUGAAGCACAUUGAGAAGUGCCACGUGGAACUCAAAAGGGGGGACGAAUUUACUUGUUUCUGGGAGAACUGUCCGAGGAAAACGAAACCCUUCAACGCGAGGUACAAGCUGUUGAUACACAUGAGGGUCCACAGCGGGGAAAAACCAAAUAAAUGCCCGUUCAAGGGCUGCAACAAGGCCUUUUCUCGACUAGAGAACCUCAAGAUCCACCAAAGGAGCCACACGGGCGAACGCCCCUACCUAUGCCAGUUCUCCAGCUGCACCAAAAGCUUCUCCAACAGCUCGGAUCGAGCCAAACAUCAGAGGACCCAUUUCGACACGAAACCCUACGCCUGUCAGGUGACUGGCUGUACUAAAAAAUACACGGAUCCCAGCAGCCUGAGGAAGCACGUGAAGAACCACACCUACGAGGAACAGAUGCAGAUCAAGAAACGGACCAACGAGGAAGGUACAAACUUCAUAGCGCAGUCUCUGGCGAAGAAAUACUUCGAUCCCAGCAAACAGAGGGCGGUGAAAUCGGAUAUUUACACCACCAGUUACGAACACAAUUAUUCCAACAGUUUUUUGAUCGAGAAAAAGUACGACUCGCUGAACAUAAAGCAGGACCUGAAGAACAAGAUAUCCGAGAAGAACAGGCUGAGGAAGGCGUUCUGUUAG